Molecule: messenger RNA, 3450 nt
Organism: Ziziphus jujuba (common jujube)
Lineage: Eukaryota; Viridiplantae; Streptophyta; Magnoliopsida; Rosales; Rhamnaceae
Product: alanine--tRNA ligase, chloroplastic/mitochondrial
Exons: 13
Coding region: 47-3073 (1008 amino acids)
Biological process (GO): tRNA modification; alanyl-tRNA aminoacylation
Cellular component (GO): cytosol; cytoplasm; chloroplast
Molecular function (GO): alanine-tRNA ligase activity; nucleic acid binding; amino acid binding
Source: RefSeq, a predicted model, not a curated record
AAUCUUCUAAAAUCUUCUUCAUGUUCACUGAGAGUGAGAGACAGCCAUGGAAAGCCUGAAGCUUCCCUGCUCGCUUCCUAGUUUCCAUGGCGGGAACUCUCUACUUCCACUUCCUACAUCUUCAAGCUUUCCUCCCAAAUCAAACUUUUCAAUUCACCCAAAUCGCAAACCUGCGCUCUCGCCUGGCUUUAUUACAAGAACCAUACAAAUUUUUCCUCCCAGUAUCUUUUGCUCCAAGCAUAAUGUGUUUAAAGAAGCAUUGGGCAUGCAGUUUUGUAGAAGCACAUCAGUAAUGUUCUUCUUACUACAUCGCUUCUCAGCAUCUGUACAGCCCGUGACAGAACAGUCAACAGAGGAUAAGUCCAAUGAUGUUAGUGGGGAUUCCAUACGCCGUCGAUUUCUUGAAUUUUAUGCUUCCCGUGGUCACAAGGUUCUUCCAAGUUCAUCUCUUGUACCAGAUGAUCCUACAGUUCUAUUGACAAUCGCAGGGAUGCUUCAAUUUAAACCUAUUUUUCUUGGGAAGGUUCCGAGGCAGGUACCUUGUGCUACAACUGCACAAAGGUGCAUACGUACAAAUGAUGUGGAGAAUGUCGGUCGAACGGCUCGUCAUCAUACAUUUUUUGAGAUGCUUGGAAACUUCAGUUUUGGAGAUUACUUCAAGAAGGAAGCAAUUAGAUGGGCAUGGGAACUUUCAACUGUAGAGUAUGGGUUACCAGCUGACAGAUUAUGGGUGAGUGUUUAUGAAGAUGAUGAUGAAGCUUUUGCAAUCUGGCAUGAUGAGGUUGGUGUUCCUGUAGAGCACAUAAAGAGGAUGGGUGAAGAUGACAACUUCUGGACAAGUGGAGUUACUGGUCCAUGUGGUCCUUGCUCAGAGCUCUACUAUGAUUUCCUUCCUGAGAGGGGACAUGCAGAUGCUGAUCUGGGAGAUGACGCAAGGUUUAUAGAAUUUUACAAUCUGGUUUUCAUGCAAUACAACAAAAAGGACGAUGGCUCACUUGAGCCCUUAAAGCAGAAGAAUAUAGAUACUGGACUUGGCCUGGAACGUAUGGCUCGCAUCCUUCAGAAGGUUCCAAACAAUUAUGAGACUGACUUGAUCUAUCCGAUCAUAGAGAAAGCCUCAGAAUUGGCUAAUGUUUCAUAUCAGCAUACGGAUAAUCGUUCAAAAAUGCAUCUUAAAAUCAUAGGAGAUCAUUUGCGUGCAAUUGUAUAUCUCAUAUCAGAUGGGGUGGUCCCAUCAAAUAUUGGGAGAGGUUAUGUAGUUCGGCGUCUCAUCAGAAGGGCUGUUCGUACUGGCAGGUUGCUUGGUAUAAAGGGAGAUGGCAGGGGAAACACUGAUGGAGCAUUUUUACCAUCCAUUGCAGAAAAAGUAAUAGAAUUAAGCACUGAUGUCGAUGUGGAUGUAAAAGAUAGAGCACCCCGCAUUCUUGAGGAGUUGAAAAGGGAAGAACUUCGGUUUGUGCAGACACUGGAAAGAGGAGAAAAGUUGCUUGACCAAAUGCUAGCAGAUGCAUUAUUAAGUGCAGAACAGAAUAAAACUGUUCCUUGCUUGUCCGGCAAAGAUGCAUUUCUUUUGUAUGAUACAUUUGGGUUUCCAGUAGAGAUAACCACAGAAGUAGCUGAAGAACAAGGUGUGAGUAUAGAUAUGAGCAGCUUUGAUAUAGAAAUGGAAAACCAAAGGCGGCAAUCUCAAGCUGCACAUAAUGUUGUUAAACUUGAGGUUGGGGAUAGUGGAGAUCUUGCUGAAGAUGUUCCUGACACUGAAUUUCUUGGAUAUGAAACUCUUUCUGCCAGAGCAGUAGUUGAAAGCCUUUUACUGAAUGGCAAAUCAGUUAUACAGGUUUCCGAGGGAAGUGAUGUUGAAAUUUUGUUGAACAAAACACCAUUUUAUGCUGAAUCUGGUGGUCAAAUUGGAGAUAAUGGGUUUUUGUAUGCUACCAAGGGUGAAAAUCAACAGACGGCAAUUGUGGAGAUAAAAGAUGUCCAAAAAUCUUUAGGAAACAUAUUUGUUCACAAAGGUACCAUCAAAGAAGGAGUUCUAGAGGUUGGAAAAGAAGUGGAAGCUGCAGUGGAUGCAAGACUGAGACAGCGAGCUAAGGUUCAUCACACUGCUACUCACUUGCUACAAGCUGCACUGAAGAAAGUUAUUGGUCAGGAAACAUCACAGGCUGGUUCAUUGGUUGCCUUUGACCGUCUCAGGUUUGAUUUCAACUUCCACCGACCGCUUCUUGACAGUGAGCUCGUGGAAAUUGAAGAACUGAUCAAUAGAUGGAUUGGGGAUUCUACGCUUCUUCAAACCAAAGUGAUGCCUCUUGAUGAUGCAAAAAGAGCUGGGGCUAUUGCCAUGUUUGGAGAAAAAUAUGGAGAAGAGGUAAGGGUUGUAGAAGUUCCGGGUGUAUCCAUGGAACUUUGUGGAGGAACUCAUGUUAGCAAUACUUCUGAAAUACGUGGCUUCAAAAUAAUUUCAGAACAGGGUAUUGCAUCUGGAGUCAGGCGUAUAGAAGCUGUAGCUGGCGAAGCUUUUAUUGAAUAUGUCAAUGCCAGAGAUUAUCACUUGAGACAUCUUUGCUCUACUCUUAAAGUGAAAGCUGAAGAUGUAACAUCCAGAGUGGAAAAUCUCCUGGAAGAAUUACGAACUACCAGAAAUGAACUUUCUUCUUUGCGUGAAAAAGCAGCACUUUUCAAAGCCUCAAUUGUUGCAAACAAGGCAUUUCCAGUGGGAACUUUGAAAGAGAUCAGGGUACUGGUUGAGUUCAUGGACGACACUGAUGCAGAUUCACUAAAAAGUGCAGCUGAAUAUCUUGUAGACACGCUACAGGAUCCAGCAGCUGUAGUACUGGGCUCAUGUCCAGGUGAAGGAAAGGUGAGUUUAGUCGCUGCAUUCACACCAGCAGUUGUUGAUUUGGGAAUACAAGCAGGGAAGUUUAUAGGGCCAAUAGCUAAGUUGUGCGGUGGGGGAGGGGGUGGCAGACCAAACUUUGCUCAAGCAGGUGGGAAGAAGCCUGAAAAUUUAUCAACUGCUCUUGAAAAGGCUCGAUCAGAGCUUAUCGCAGUUCUAUCCAAAAAGGCAAGCUGAUACUCAUCUGCCAUCUCUUGGCUUGUUUUUGUGAAAAUUCCUCGUGGCUACUGGCUCGUUUACAUAGGACGACAAUGCUUGCAAAGGUUCAAAAGCAACUCUGUCCUCAAAAUGGCUUGGAAAUUCAUACUCUCAUUUUUCCAAAUACAGAAACGGACUCAAGGAAUUCAGACAUCACUUUUCUAACAUACAAAAAUUGGACUAACUUAUGACAAUAUUUCCUUUUUUCCGGCAGGACUAGAGAAAAUAGAUAUAGAACACAUGUAAGUAUUAUUUCUUUAGUUGAAAUGAUUUGGUUCUGAUGACUGGAUGAACUUAAGAGUGAGCCAAUCCAUUUUUUCAACUCCAUUUUAGUAAAAGCUUUUUGAGUUGGGGCA